UAUCAAAAAAAAAAAAUGUUGUGAAGGCCUUUCCUGAGGCUUUAAUUAUUGCCAGUUGUGAAGAGUGCAUGACUCACAAGGGAGUUACUUGAUGCUCUGUUUAUGUGAUUACUUGUGACUUGAGAAAUUAUAAACUUGCUUUACCCAUCUACAUGAAGCAUUUCCCUUUUCUUUCUCCUUCCAUGGCCAUGUUGCCUUAUUAAAGAAAGGAAAGGGCACUGUUUAUGUACCUGGGUACUGCUUGUUAAAUAAAGUAGAUGGCCUCUGAUGUCAUUUUGCUAUUUGUCUGUAUGGCAGUGCUUCAGUCUAAGAAAUGUUUGAGUGAAAGCAGUGUUUUGUAUUAAGCUUUUCAGUAUGUUGUAAAAAAUGCAUCUUUUUAUUUCAAAACACAGCUUAUAUUGUUGUGUUUUAUUGCAGUAAUAAAAUCUCAGAACAAUUUGAGUAAAACCUAAGUGGUUUCUUAGCUUUAAGCUAGUAAAAACUUUGUUCUUUGCCUAAGCUGUUGCUGACAACUAUCAGUAGUUACAAGGUGAUUAAUUUGGGGUGUUCUUAACAAUAUCCUCUACUCUUGGAAGGACCAUGGUUUUAAUGGCCUCCCACAUUUUGCGAUAGUCUGAGCAAAAUAUAGAACUCCAGAGGUGUCUCAGACAUUGUAUAGUCUCGGUAAAUUACUUAAUUCUAUCUCUGUCUUCUCAUCUCCAAUUCCUCUUUUUCAGCCAUCUGAGCAGGUGUAGGAGUACCACUCAUGGUGCUUUGACACACUUAAACCACAAGUGUUAGGUUCUGUUCUUUCCUCUUAAUGGUUCGUUACUUUCCAAAAUGGAGCCACGGUUAUUACUGGGAUAAUUUUUGUCCAAAAGCAGUGUGCCUCAUUUCUUCAAGUACCAUCAGUUUCUUCACACGAUGAUGAGGCACUGCAGUGUUCUGGGUCUUGCAUUUGGGUAGUUACGACAAAGCAGGUUCUGGUAGCUGAGUGAGUGUUCCCACUCUGCCCCCGUCCUUUGAUGGCUGUUGUCUUGGGACUGUUUUCAAUGUAACACCCAGAUUUUCAGAGUGUGCCUCUUUGUGGCAAAAUGGGAUGAACUGGGGACACGCUUCAGAUGUGGUCUUGCAUAAUGCUGUUGCAGAAAAAUUCCCUGGUCCUUCAUUCCGCCCAGCAGCUUUACAAAAUAACAUCUGUGCAUGCAGUCACCUGCUCUAAUUUGCUUCUGCUGUUGCAAUUGGUUACAAGGCACAAAGUCAAAAAACAAGACUCAGUGCAAAACAGAAAUAAUAGAGCCUUCUGUACUGAAUGAAAGCGCUGUGAGUUUGGUCUUUCAAACUGUACCUCUCUUUAAUGUCUUCAUGCCAAUUUAGAUGACACACUGUAGUAAGUGAGAUCUAUUAAAGUUGGCUGUCAUGUCUCUCUGUCUUCACUUUUCUAUGUUUUUUCCAAACCUCAGCUGUUUAAUAUUAAUUUUUACUUACUAUAUCUGUAGCUCAGGCUGAAUUUUUUAGGAAAGAGAUGAGUUAUUUUCAAAAAUCAGGCCAGUAAAAACACAUUAUUUUGCCCAUGCAGUCAUCUUCCUCUCUCCAGUCCACAUCCCUGUGCUUGGUGUAUGGUCUCAAAAGAUGGUGGUGACAUGACAGCUAGGAGUUUCUGUGUUAAGCAGAAGGGUUUCUCUUUGUUUCCUCCUGCUGCAGGUGUGAUGGACAGGUAGCAGAAGAUUUCUCUUUGAUAUCGGGGAAUCAGAAUGACUGAGUGCUUCCUGCCUCCCACUAGCAGCCCCAGUGAACACCGUCGGGUAGAACACAGUGGGGGCCUUGCUCGUACUCCCAGCUCUGAAGAAAUCAGUCCUACGAAAUUCCCUGGAUUGUACCGCACCGGUGAGCCUUCACCACCUCAUGACAGCUUGCAUGAGCCUCCAGAUAUAGUAUCUGAUGAUGAAAAGGAGCAUGGGAAGAAGAAAGGAAAAUUUAAGAAGAAAGAGAAAAGAACGGAAGGUUAUGCUGCGUUUCAAGAGGACAGUUCCGGUGAUGAAGCUGAAAGUCCUUCAAAGUUGAAGCGGUCCAAGGGAAUACAUGUCUUCAAGAAACCCAGCUUUUCCAAAAAGAAGGAAAAGGAUUUUAAAAUAAAAGAGAAACCCAGAGAUGAGAAACACAAGGAAGACAAGCAUAAGGAAGACAAGCAUAAAGAGAAGAAGUCAAAAGACUUAACUGCAGCAGAUGUUGUAAAACAGUGGAAAGAGAAGAAGAAAAAGAAAAAGCCAAUUCAGGAGACAGAGAUACCUCAAGUGGAUGUUCCAAGUCAUAGACCCGUGUUUGGCAUUCCUUUGUCUGAUGCAGUAGACAGGACCAUGAUGUAUGACGGCAUCCGCCUGCCAGCAGUGUUCCGUGAAUGUAUAGAUUACGUAGAGAAGUAUGGCAUGAAAUGUGAAGGCAUCUACAGAGUUUCAGGAAUAAAAUCAAAAGUUGAUGAGCUCAAAGCAGCCUACGAUCGAGAAGAAUCUCCCAACUUGGAAGAAUACGAGCCCAACACAGUAGCCAGCUUGCUGAAACAGUACCUGCGAGAACUGCCUGAAAAUUUGCUUACCAAAGAGCUAAUGCCCCGCUUUGAAGAUGCUUGUGGAAAGAGCACAGAAGCUGAGAAAGUCCAGGAGUGCCAGAGGCUGCUGAAAGAGUUGCCAGAGUGUAACCAUCUCCUAAUUUCUUGGCUGAUUGUGCAUAUGGACCAUGUGAUUGCAAAGGAACUGGAAACAAAAAUGAACAUCCAGAAUAUUUCCAUAGUGCUCAGCCCUACUGUCCAGAUCAGCAACCGUGUCCUGUAUGUAUUUUUUACGCAUGUUCAGGAGUUCUUUGGGAAUGUGACCCUAAAGCAGGUGACAAAACCUCUUCGCUGGUCAAACAUGGCAACAAUGCCAGCACUCCCAGAAACACAGGAAAGCAUCAAAGAAGAAAUCAGGCGACAGGAGUUCCUCCUGAACUGUUUACACAGAGACUUGCAGGCAGGGAUAAAAGACUUAUCCAAAGAAGAGAGACUCUGGGAGGUGCAAAGAAUUUUAACAGCUCUUAAGAGGAAACUAAGAGAAGCUAAGAGACAGGAGUGUGAAACAAAGAUUGCACAAGAGAUUGCUAGCCUUUCGAAGGAGGAUGUCUCCAAAGAAGAAAUGAAUGAGAACGAGGAGGUUAUAAAUAUUCUGCUUGCACAGGAGAACGAGAUUUUAACGGAACAGGAAGAACUGCUGGCCAUGGAGCAGUUUCUGCGGAGACAGAUUGCCUCGGAGAAGGAAGAAAUAGAUCGCCUUCGCGCAGAGAUAGCUGAAAUACAAAGUCGCCAGCAGCAUGGCCGAAGCGAAACAGAGGAAUAUUCUUCCGAGAGUGAAAGCGAAAGUGAAGAUGAGGAGGAACUGCAGGUCAUCCUGGAAGAUUUGCAGAGGCAGAAUGAGGAGCUGGAGAUAAAGAACAAUGACCUGAACCAAGCGAUUCACGAGGAGCGAGAGGCCAUCAUCGAACUGCGAGUACAGCUCCGACUACUGCAGCGAGCUAAAUCAGAGCAGCAGGUGCAGGAAGAAGAGGAGCCAGAAAAACGCGGGGGGGUUUCUCAGCAGCAAAGAGACAGUGUCCUGGAGACAAAAGCAGCCAAAGAGCAGCCAAAAGCAAGCAAGGAGCAGCAAGUCAAGCCAUCGCCGAGCAAAGACAGGAAAGAAACUCCCAUUUGAUCUGGCUCCUUGGAUAUGCAUAAAAUCAACUGAACUGUGCAAAUUACUGUAAUUUGAGUCAAACUGCACAAUUAUUGCUGGCUGUGUACAAAUUUGUAAAGAAACUUCUCUUUUAAGCCCUGGAGACUUUUGUCUCCAAUACUGGUGGCUUCUACUCAUCACACUCAGGUGAGUUUGGAGAGGCCAGAGGAGUUUUCCAGUUAGUAUCAGAUUAUUUCAAGACUGGUUUCCUUCAGGUGAUUUAAAAUUAUUCAGUAACAGUUUUAUUUUAAACCAAAAUCAUUAUUUACAUUCAUUGGAGCAGAAUUGGGAGAUCUCAUUUUUGGUAAAUAAACAAAAACCCACCCACCCUUACUAAUUAUUUGCCUUGUGAAUCUAUUCAUCCUCAUUCACCAUUAUUCCUGCUUAUUAACCUAGUCACUUCUUGCUUGUGCCUUUGAUACCUUUCUGAUGCAGAUUAUAUACAAGGGAGCUUUAAAUUUAUUCUGGGUUGGCUGAAAAGUUGGGAGGCUGCGGGGUAUCGUGUUUACCAGACGUGCCCUUGAGCUUCAUUUCUGUUCUGGGAUGUGCUGAACAA
Molecule: messenger RNA, 4275 nt
Organism: Egretta garzetta (little egret)
Lineage: Eukaryota; Metazoa; Chordata; Aves; Pelecaniformes; Ardeidae
Gene: RALBP1
Product: ralA binding protein 1
Exons: 10
Coding region: 1734-3698 (654 amino acids)
Biological process (GO): small GTPase-mediated signal transduction; positive regulation of GTPase activity; endocytosis
Cellular component (GO): membrane
Molecular function (GO): small GTPase binding; GTPase activator activity
Source: RefSeq, a predicted model, not a curated record